Messenger RNA from Eimeria acervulina, 903 nucleotides. RefSeq lists its product as hypothetical. NCBI's taxonomy places the organism in Eukaryota, Apicomplexa, Conoidasida, Eucoccidiorida, Eimeriidae. The transcript has 3 exons. The coding region runs from base 1 to 903 and encodes 300 amino acids. The record is from RefSeq and is a predicted model, not a curated record.
AUGGGGCUGCAGCAGCCCCAAGAUCGAAUGAGCCAGGCGGAGUUCAAUGAGAUAAUUGACGCCUUAGAUAUCUCUGGUAGCAUCGGUCUCAACGCUAGGCAGCCAUCAUCCGCCCACGCUGCUACUUCCAGAGAGUCUGUUGCUGCUCCUGCUGCUGCUGCUCCCGCUACUGCUGGUGCGCAAGAUGCAGCGCAGCAGUCUGCCUCAUCCGAUGUGGUGAAGGCGCAAAGGGAACAGGAUACAGCCUCAGCAAGUGCAAGCGCAAACCCUGAGGAACAGUCAGCGUCAACAGCAGCAGCUGCUGCAGAGACACCGACAACAGAGAAGCAACAAGCAGAGGGGACACAGGAAGGCAAGAAGGACGGCGAAGGGCAGCCUUCAAAGGACAACAGCACACCGUCAACUGCGGGUGCUGUUGCUGCUGCAGCUGCUGCAUCUGCUGCAGCUCCUGCUGCCCCCGGCGCAGAAGUUGCGACUCUGCAGCAAAUACUGAGGGUUAAGGACUGCAAUUUGGCGCUUGUCUCGGAUGUAGAUGAACAGCUGCUCUUGAAUAUCAGCUUCAAGCAGCCACUCGCUUCGUUCUCUAUGUUGGCAACAAAUAUCCCUCGGGGUUUUUCUACAAAUGCAGAUGAAGAGGAUUCAGUCUCGGCCCCCAUGAUGGUUAAGGUGUACUGCAACAAGAGCACCUUGAAUUUUUGUGGCGUCGUAGAUGAAGUUUGUGCUUUCUCUGUUUUGUUGAGUGAAGAAGAUGUUUUGUCUGGCCGCCGGAUUGCACUGCCUGGCAGCAAAUUCCAUAUGUGUUCAUCAGCUCAGUUCUUUAUUCAAGAAAAUCAAAAGGGAAGCGCCUACACUUUCUUAAACAGACUGGUGUUCUACGGCGCUGCACACAAAAGAUAUUCAUAA